Molecule: messenger RNA, 1128 nt
Organism: Penicillium diatomitis
Lineage: Eukaryota; Fungi; Ascomycota; Eurotiomycetes; Eurotiales; Aspergillaceae
Exons: 5
Coding region: 1-1128 (375 amino acids)
Source: RefSeq, a predicted model, not a curated record
AUGGAUUACGGUAGCAUACCAUCUCAAAAACUUGGCGACGCAAUCCCCGAGAAUGUGUUUUUGAUUGAAAUGCAGGGCGUCUCGUGGGCUCUGAACGGCACAGCGUUCGCCUUAGUUGUCUUCCGGCUUUACGCUCAACUCGUAUCCUUUCGCAGGCUAUUCAUUGACGACAUUCUGGUCAUACUUGCUUGGAUCAUUCUGCUCACUGCCACAUCGGUGUGGCAGGUCAAUGGUAGAUAUCUUUACAAGUUCGACAGAGUGAUAUCCGGCCUCGAUCCUAUCACCCCGUCCUUCCUGUCGAAUUGGCAUCGAUUCAUGCGCUCCUUGGCUCCAUUGCAAAUCCUAUUCUACACUGCUUUGUGGUGUGUCAAGUUCUCGUUUUUAGCGUUCUUUUACCGACUCAGCUGCAAGGUCAAAUGGCUUCGUAUUUGGUGGGUGAUGGUUGUUGUUUUCACUUUCGGGGUCUACAUCACCUCGAUAGCGGAUAUCGAGUACAAGUGCAGCUUUGAGAGUCUUGAAUACAUCUUAGAACAAUGCCCUCAGCUCAAUCACGUCCAUUAUGAGAAUCGCACAUUCUGGGCUAAUUGUGCCGGCGACGUGGCUACCGAUAUGAUGAUUCUGUCCAUUCCGAUAAUGGUACUCUGGAACACCAAAAUCUCCCGACGCAAGAAGAUCAUUCUCCUGAGUAUAUUCUCUGCCACAAUCCUCAUCAUGAUCAUUGCCAUCAUCCGAGUGGCCGUCAAAGCAAGUCUGAACCACCAGACCGAUGUCGCAUGGCUAUGUUUCUGGAGCAUUGUCGAGGGUACCACCGCCAUUCUAAUAUCGUGCGUCGCUUCCAUGAGACAAUUAUUCAUCAAUGCGCAAGCGAAAGGCUCAAGAGAAUGGAGUAGCAAUCCUCUGUCCACGGGCCAGGGAGUGAAAAGCCCGCACAAGAUGACAGGUCUAGUGUCAUCGAUUACUAAUCCGAAUGCCCCGUCAUCUCCAGAGAGUGAUAUUCCUCUUUCUCCAAUGAGCAUGGUCCAUGUACGCCAUGAUUAUGAGGUGACCCGGGCUGCUGCAAAUGCCAGAGGGCCCGAGGAUUACGCGAAAAGAAACACUGGAACCUGGAAGAUUCCGCAAAGUGCUUGA